Molecule: messenger RNA, 1322 nt
Organism: Paramisgurnus dabryanus
Lineage: Eukaryota; Metazoa; Chordata; Actinopteri; Cypriniformes; Cobitidae
Product: histone H2B-like
Cellular component (GO): nucleosome
Molecular function (GO): protein heterodimerization activity; DNA binding; structural constituent of chromatin
Source: RefSeq, a predicted model, not a curated record
AUGCCUGAGCCAGCGAAGUCCGCACCCAAGAAGGGGUCCAAGAAGGCCGUUACUAAAACCGCUGUUAAGGGCGGUAAGAAGCGCAAGAGGUCCAGGAAGGAGAGCUAUUACUAUGCUAUCUACGUCUACAAGGUCCUGAAGCAGGUUCAUCCUGACACCGGGAUUUCCUCUAAGGCCAUGGGGAUUAUGAACUCUUUCGUCAAUGAUAUUUUCGAGCGUAUCGCCGGUGAGUCCUCUCGUCUCGCUCACUACAACAAGCGCUCCACCAUCACAUCGAGAGAGAUCCAGACCGCCGUGCGUCUGCUGCUGCCCGGUGAACUCGCCAAACACGCCGUGUCUGAAGGAACAAAGGCCGUCACCAAGUACACCAGCUCCAAAUAAAUAUCUUGAAACUUUCAACACCACAAAGGCUCUUUUAAGAGCCACCCACUUUAUCAGAUAAAUGAGCAUCCAUUUCGGCUUAAAUUAUUUAAAAAAAGCUUUUCUGUUUUUAACUCAGAAUUGAACAACGGGUUUGAUUGUUCGUAUGUUUUAUUCACCUACAGCAUAAAUCGUUGACUCUAGUUUGUUAACGUUUCCAUUAUGUGCUUCAAUAAUAUAAUGGAUCUUUCAUAAUUUUUUUAGUAAUGUAAAAAGUUAAUCUCAUUAUUAUUGGGCUGACCAAAAUAAGUUGAGAAUGAUAUUGGAUAAUUGUGAUUAAUGCGUUCUUACAUUUUUGAUGUAUAUGCUGUUUUAUUGAAGUGUGAUUUUUUUUAUCGUUGUUUUUGUGUAAAAGCAACAUGUAGAGGGGGUGUCAAUGGUCAUGAAUAUUAAUGUCAGUCACACAUGAGGAGAUAAAAACCUCAACCCCCAAUGCCUCAAUGAGGAAUGUUGUGCUAAAAUAAUGAAUUUGAGGAGACUUAAAGACAAAUGUUAAUAAUAAAGUAGUGUACAAUAUAAUCUAAACAAGUAUCCAAUGUAGAUUUUUAUACACGUAAAUUUGACCCUCUGGGGUCUUUAAUGGCCCCCUUGAGAAGUUUUGACCUUGAGCUUUGAUCAGUUGCUUAAAAACCUAAUAAUGACAAAAGUAAUACAAUACUAAAGUCUCAUAACACUGUUCAGCACAAACUGAGAUACAAUAUUAUAUGAGCAGCAUGUAUGCAGAUGUUUGCAUUUUUAGAGAAAAAUGUUUAUGCAUGGUUUUUAAGUCUACAAAACCCAUAUUAAAAAUAUUCUCCCAAGACUUUUUAAAACAGGAUCUAGUAGUCUAGAAUUUUUUCUUCAAAAUGAUAUGAAAAUCACUCUGCCUAUUCAUUCACAUAAAACAAUAUAUUGAUUUACAA